AUGGCAAAAGAGGAGAAGAAGGUCGUGACAGAAGAGGAGCUGCAAGCGAAUGUGUGGAAGCUGCUGUGGUACAAUGGCAUCUUCUCCGUGUUUUCCUCCAUUGCCCAGCUGGGCCUCUUCGACACCUACCUCUUCAUCAUGGCCGGGGACUCUAACACCGCUGUCGGGUGGGCGGAGUCCAUCUCCGGACUUAGCCAGAUCGUGCUGGCGGGUCCGGCCGGUAUCCUCAGUGACACCAUGUCCCGCAGCAAGAUCCUGCAGUGGUGCGCCUACCUCUCUGUGCUGGCCGUGGCCGUGUCCGUAGCAGGAGUCAGCCUCGACAACUUCCCCGUGAUCUACGUCUCCCUGUUCCUCUUCGGAACGUACACCGCGCUGCAGAACACUGCGAGCUUUGCGCUGUACUCGGACUCCAUACCCCAGGGCUCCCGCGCGAAGUGGCUCUCGAGGAUUAGCAUCGUCAACCAGCUGGGGUAUGGCGCCGGCCCCUUCCUGAGUCUCUUUCUCCUCGCCUACUUUGGCAACGAGUGGAAGCUCUCGGUCCUCCACUUCGUCCUCAUCAUCGGCUUCAUCGGCAUGAUCCCGGCGAACUUCUUCCUGGUCGGCCUGAAGGACGCCCAGCACGAGGAGGAGGGGCCCGAGGCUUCCGGGGCCUUCAGCAACCUGAAGUACGCACGGGUGGUGCCGUGGCUGAUUUGCGGCUUGGACAUCAUCACGGCGGUUGGUGCGGGAAUGACUGUGAAGUUCUUUCCCCUCUUCUUCAAGGAAGACUAUGGCAUGAAUCCUGGCCAGAUCCAGUUGCUCUUCGCCGUCUACGGCCUUUCCUUUGGCUUCUUCACUUGGCUGUGUGAGAAGGCCGCGGAGCACAUGGGCCGCGUGGAGGCGGGGCUCCUCUUCUCCUCGGCCGGGGUGGUCUGCCUCUUUCUGCUGGCCUACCUGAGGUGGCUUCCUGCAGUCCUUGUGGUGUUCGUGAUACGAGGCGCUCUCGCGAACUCGAUCUACCCAAUCGACAAGUCCAUCCUCAUGGACUUCGUGCCAUCCUCUGAGCGAGGUCGCUGGAAUGCUGCCGAGAGCAUCAGCAGCAUGUCCUGGUCGGGAUCGGCUGUCCUUGGAGGCUACCUCAUGGAUGCCUACGACUACCGGCAGACCUUCGUCAUCACCGGUUUCAUCUACGCGGUGGCCGCGCUGAUGAGAUUACCCCUCUUCCUCAUGGUGCCGCGCUACGAGGUGUCGGCGUCACAGCAGGCGCUGCUCACCCGCAUGGUCUCGCACGAGGACGUGCAGAGCGUGCUGCUCGCGUCGGUGCGCUCCCGCAGCCUGAGCGUGCAGUUUGAGCUUUGA
This is a messenger RNA of Symbiodinium natans, 1338 nucleotides long. The record is from the annotation of a GenBank genome assembly. NCBI's taxonomy places the organism in Eukaryota, Dinophyceae, Suessiales, Symbiodiniaceae.